UCGGAGGCGCGGCAAGGCGAGGGGCGGCCCCGGGUCUUGGCAGGAAAUGGCUCUGCGGCUGUCUUUCCAGCACGGCCGCUUUUUCGUCGGCGGACGAGCCAGCUCAGCUUUUCUGCACAGUUCUUUGGGAAGUAAUACCUUUAGUGCAAAAGGAAGUACUGAACCCACCAAACAACCACUUAAGAAGCCAGUAACUCCAGUAGGUCGUUUUGAUACACCAGAAGAAUCAAAUGUAGAAAAGGAGCCACUAGAAAAAUUUCCCGAUGAUAUCAAUCCAACGACAAAAGAGAAGGGUGGUCCCAAAGGACUUGAACCAACUCGUUAUGGAGACUGGGAACGAAAAGGACGCUGCAUUGAUUUUUAACUCCUUUUUGGGGGAAAUAACAUUUGAGUGAAAAUAGAACCCAAAGGGGGAAAAAACCCACUUUACCUACAUAAACCAAAAUCUUCGCAUUUAUCUGUAACAAAGUGUCAUAUUUGUAGUAUUUAACCGGAUUCUCUGUGGAUAUUUAUGGUUAAAUAUGGUGAAAUUGCAUUUUAAUGAACUAAUGUGGAUAGGUUCUCUGCUGUUGAUUUGGGUGAUGCUAUGACAUUAUUAAGCAAAGAUAAUGCAUGAGAAAGUUUGGUAAAAGUACAGUUUUCUUUAUAGGUUUUCAAAGUAAGUAUCUGACAUUUUGGUGAAAUUCCAUGAUGGUGAUAAGAAUUCAAUAGGAUUUUAUUACUAUUGCAAUAUUAAAUGUACUUAUUGAAAAAAAUAUUGUUGAAUUUAUUUUCCUUAUUGAAUUUAUUUCACUUUCAAAAAACACUUCUAUAUUAGAUUUAAUGUGAUAAGAACAGUUCAUUAAUUGGAAUUCGCAGAGUAUCUUCAGACUUUGUUACUUACAGGCCAAAGUAUGGCAGAGGAAGGGAUUUCUAAUAUUCCUUGAUUUUUAUAUAAAAUAAUGAAGCAAUUCAUUUUUCCACAUUUAUGAACAAUUUAAUCAUGAUGGAGGGGACUGCUGAAUCUUUAACUGUAAAAUGUACCAAAAUUAGCACAUUAUUUAGGCCAUUUAUAUUUAAACCAAAUACACAAAAUAAUUCCUAACAAUUACAAGAAGAUUGUUAAUUAUUGCCUAUUAGGUUUAUGAUAAACUGUGAAUGUGACUUUUUUUUAUUCCAACUAUUUCAUUUAUUGUUCCUCUGCACUUAAUGAAUUGUUUAUCCAUAUAUUUAGAAGAUGUGGCAGUCUGGAUUAUGCUAUUAUUUAUCUGUCUAAUUCAGAUACUUUUAUUUAAAUAAAAGUUUCCUUAUAAAACCUAUUAGCUUAUUUAUAAAUAGCUAGAAAUGUGAAUUCUUAAGUGGAAGUACGUUCAGGUUUUCUGAACAUUAAUGUAUUUUCAUUUGUAUCUACAGUUCUUAGAACAUAGCAUAUUAAUAUUGAUACAAAUAUCCAUAGAAAUUUAUCGUAUUGAAAUAAAUCUAGAGACAAUGGGUACUUUGUUUUGAAUAUUCAAAACAAUUUCUCCAAUUUAACUGCUUUUUCUAUGGGUUGGAUAAAUAUUUCAUGUUUGGAAAUCUUGAGGUAGAAUGGAUUAUAUUCCUGCAGCUGAGUUUUUUUUUCACUAUUGACCAUAAAUUAACUAUAAAUCUUCCAAGAUUUCUCUUCUUAAGAUUGUUUAGAUCAUAAUUUAUAUGUAUGACCCCAUUACACAUGAUAACCAGUUUUGGUGAAAAUUCUGUCACUUUAUAAAUGAAGUUAAAGUUGACCAUGGCCUUUUAUCUUUAGAAAAGAUAUAAAUAGAAGUAUAUGUUUUCUUUUUGCUAUGGUGAUGAAGUGGAAAAUGAAUGCAAGCAACUUUUAAUUGUACCGAGUUAGUUAUUUUAUGGUAAAUAAAACUUCAUCUGUCACAAGUA
Messenger RNA from Protobothrops mucrosquamatus (brown spotted pit viper), 1893 nucleotides. It is a transcript of the gene SDHAF4, whose product is annotated as succinate dehydrogenase complex assembly factor 4. Bases 47 to 364 code for a protein of 105 amino acids. Gene Ontology annotation, biological process: mitochondrial respiratory chain complex II assembly. Gene Ontology annotation, cellular component: mitochondrion. NCBI's taxonomy places the organism in Eukaryota, Metazoa, Chordata, Lepidosauria, Squamata, Viperidae. The record is from RefSeq and is a predicted model, not a curated record. The transcript is spliced from 3 exons.